AUGCUGUCCCGCCGAAUCCUACGGGCCUCGCCCGCCCGCCUCGUUGCGCUCGCCGCGAACCGAUCCCCCAUUGUCCAGCAACGCCGUACCUUUUUGCCCGAUCAGAUGACCGGCCGGGGAGGCAUUAUCGUCGAAAAGUACCCCGACUCUGAUUAUCCUCACCUUAGUGAUGCUGAGGACCCCGAGAUGAAUGGCGGCUACAUCAACCCCCCGCGCAUCAAGCGCCAGCAUCGCGAUCCCUACGCCGAAUGGUGGGACCCUCAAGAGCGUCGCAACUUUGGCGAGCCCGUGCACGAAGACCACGAUAUCCUGGGCAUGUUUUCCCCAUACGAGUACACCUGGAUUUCUCCCGGCAAGGGUCUUGCUCAGAUUGGUGCCUUCAUUGUUGCCUUCCUUGGCCUCUGCUACGGCGUCAAGCUCUCGUAUCCCGACAAGGUCUCGUAUCCCCGCGAGUUCGAGGGCGGUUUGUUGAAGGAGUUGGGUGGUUCGGGAGCUAUCAGGGCAAGACAGUCGGGUGAUCCUGACCCGUGA
Messenger RNA from Sordaria macrospora k-hell, 531 nucleotides. RefSeq lists its product as uncharacterized. The record is from RefSeq and is a predicted model, not a curated record. Lineage: Eukaryota; Fungi; Ascomycota; Sordariomycetes; Sordariales; Sordariaceae. Gene Ontology annotation, cellular component: mitochondrion.